Molecule: messenger RNA, 4482 nt
Organism: Paramecium tetraurelia
Lineage: Eukaryota; Ciliophora; Oligohymenophorea; Peniculida; Parameciidae
Exons: 5
Molecular function (GO): helicase activity
Source: RefSeq, a predicted model, not a curated record
AUGAAAGAUGAUUUUUAAUGUAACAUCGUUUCUGAUAAAAGUGAUGAUGAAAUUAAAGUGAAGAACCAAUAAAUAAAUCAAUUGAAAAUGGAAAUUGAAAAUUAAGUAAAAUUGGCAUCAUUAGACUAAAUUUAAUCGAAUGCCAAAAUUUUGUAUGAUGAAUUUGAAAUCGAUAUAAUUUCAUAAGACGAUAAAAAAAAUAUGUACAUGAGUCAAAGUAAAGAACUAAAUAAUUGGAAUGUCAAUAGAAAAUAAGAAAUUUAAUAUUUGGAUAAAGUCUGCAAUCUUCGAUAAAUAAAUUAGACUAAUUUAGCAGGCAGUGGUUCUUAAUAGUUUUAGCAAGCUAAGAUAUAAUACAAUAUUCAAUAAAAUUAUAUUAGUGAUGAUAGCAAUAACACUGAUGAUAAUACGGAUGAAGUAGAUAGUUAGGAUGCUUAAUAAAAUAAACCUCAUUAUAAUGAGAAUUAAUCAAAGGUCAAUAAUAAAGAUUAAAAAUAAGCAGAGAAGAUAACAGAUAGAGCUCAAAAGUAGGCAUGGUUAAUGAAAAAUAGAGUGAAAAGACAUGAAAAUUAAGGUGAAAGUUUUGAUGUUCUAGAAAUAGUAAACAAUGGAUAAAAGACAGAACCUAAUCUUUUUGAAUAAGGAUUAUUUAAAAGGAGUGAUUAUGGUGCUUAGCAUACUUCAUAAUAAUAGUUAUAAUUUAAAAAAGAACUAUACAAAUCAGAUUUUGGAAGAUCAUAAUUCUAAUCAAGUGUGAUUAAAUCAAAUUAAGAACAAAAGUAAAUCGACCAUUUAGAAUCUACUCUUAUGAAGAAAUAAGUAAAGAUUAAUGAAAUUAAAGAUACUUCUAAUCAAAAAGAAUUAUAACAGAAUUUCGAUGCUAAGAAAAUUUUUGAAAAAAGAUUUGAAUCGAAAACAAAUGGUUGGGAUGUUUCAAAACAUGUUAUUACAAGCACUGAGAAUAAUAUAAAUUCAGUGAAAACCCCUAUUGAAUUGCAACCAAUUGAUUAGCUUUAAUAACUUAUCAGAGACCCAAAUUAAAGGACCAUCAAUAGUUAUUUUAUGCCAAAAGGCCUUUAGAAUUAGCCAAAUUAACUUUUAUUAAAACUAUAAGGUAUUGAUAAUUCAUAAAUCAAAUAAUAAAACCAAAAUAACCCAAAGGAGAAACAAGGUUUUUUAUAAAGAUGUGAAGAUGGUUCUAUGAAAUAUAAUAAAGAUAUCGGUAAGUCUCUUAAGUAAUCUGGGAAGGAUUAAUAAAACAAUCAGAAAAAACCAAAUCUUCAAGAGAUUAAAUAAUCGUAUCCAGAUUUAUAGUAAUAGAAAUACUAAAAGUUAUAAGAAGUAGUUAAAAAAAGUCUUCAUUAGCAAGAAUAAAAAUAGCAGUAACCUAUAAGUAAUAGAGAGAAGGAAAGAAAGAGGCUCGAAAUGUAAUUAUAAAUCUUAGAUAACCCAUUAAUCAAACAAUAAGGUUAAAAAGAAACAGAAGAAUUAUUAAAUGAGGAUAAACAUGAAUUUAGAUCAAUUAAAAUUGAAAAAAAGACGGUUGCUGAAUCUCAAAGAUUAUCCAAAUAUAAAAUGAUCUUAGAUAACAAUGCAGGGGAUUCAUUUUAGAUUGGGAAGCCUAUUUUUGAAUUUAAUAGAUUACUAAACUAUUUGUUCGUGAAGAAUUAUGAUAUUCCUGAUAUUGCAGAUUAAGAGCACAAGGUCAUACCAAAUAAAUUUGAAAGUGCAGAGGAGUACUGUAAGAUUUUUGAAUACUUGUUCUUGAAUGAGGCGAGUGCUUAGAUAAAAUAAGAAUUAAUCGAAUUUUUGAAAAAAACUGAAAAAACAACUAAAUAUCGUAAAAUAUAAAUAAUGAUUGAUGAAAAUGAUAAUGAAUCGUAAGGAACAAUUUUCGUUAUGAGAGGACCUCAAACGAACUAAUAAUCAGAACCAUUUGAUAAUAAAAAAUAGAGAGAAAAAGAAGAUGCAGAUUAAAGCCAAUCAGAAGAUUAAUAAUUCUGUUUUGACACUAUAAAAGAUGGAGUAUGCGAUUUGACAGCUUAUAAAAAUUAUAUUUUCGUAAUUUCAAGCAAAAUAAAAAUUAAGCUUAGAUAAAUUAAUUAAACACCUAGAGAUAAUGAUAUGGUCUUUUUUGGAAUAUUGAUAGACCCUUAAAAAGCACAAUAUUUGUAACAAAUAAGAAUUCAAACUUUUGUAAAAAAGUAAAGUUUAAAUGCAAAUUAAUGGUAUAAUGUUUUUUUAUUUCCUUUUUCUAAAAUUACAACAUCAAUUCGUGAAUAUUAGAUGAUAACUAAGUUAAACCAAAAAACUCCACUGGCAGGAUUAAUUUAUAAUCCAACCGCUUAAUAAGCAUUGAUUGGUUCAGAUAUAGGAGGAGGUUGGACAGUUUAAUUUCAAAAUCAAAUUCAAAAUAAAGAAUUGUUAGACCCCUUUUUUCAAAUUGCAGAUCAAAAAUAUAAUGAAACUCAAGCAAAUUCAAUAAAAGAGAUUAUCUUGAAAGAAAAAGGAAUUUGUUUACUAUAAGGACCGCCAGGGACUGGGAAGACACACACAUUAAUUGGAUUAUUAUCUGGAGUAUAUGAAUAUAUGAAAUUGACGAAUAAAUUUCCCAGGAAAAAAAUAUUAAUUUGUGCACCUUCUAAUGCAGCAAUAGAUGAGAUUAUAUUAAGAAUCCUUUAAAAAGGAGGAUUAUUUGAUUCAUAGGGCAAUUCCCGAUAGGCGAAUCUUAUACGAAUUGGUUUGCUUGAUGAGGAAAAUGUUCAUUCUGACAUCAUUAAGAAAGUUUCAUUAGAAGACUUAGCAUAACACAAGUUAUUUUCAACUUAAAAAUUUAAUGCUUAAUAAGAUUAAAAGACAACUGCAGAUCUAAGGAUUGAAUUGUGCUAGAUUCAAAAUCACAUAAAAAAAUUAGAAAAAAAAUUGAAUUAGCAUGGAAUACCUGGAGAGGAGAGGAGAAUAAUAAAGGAGCAAAUUAAUUAAUUUAGUGAUUUAAGGAAAAGUAAAUAAGAGUACUUAGAUAAGACUAGAGAGAAUAAAAAAAUGUACAAAGAAUACUAUAAUUAAUUUUGUGAAAAGUUAUUGAAUGAUGCUGAAAUCAUUUGUAGUACUCUAAGUUCCAGUGGAUCUGAUAAGUUAUCUAAAUAUUUGGAUUAGAUAGAAUUGCUAAUAGUUGAUGAAGCAGCUUAAUGCACUGAACCAUCUAACAUCAUCCCUUUAAGAUUAGGGAUAUAGAAGAUGAUUUUGAUAGGUGAUCCAAAGCAAUUACCUGCUACAACAUUUUCGCCAGUUUCUAAUUAAACUUUAUAUAAUAGAAGUCUAUUCGAGAGAAUUCUAGAUAACAAUUUUUAACCUUAUUUCCUAGAUAUUUAAUAUAGAAUGCACUCUGAGAUAAGAAUGUUCCCAUCAGAGUAUUUCUAUUAAAAUAAACUAAAAGAUCAUGAGUCAACAAAUAACAGAGAUUUACCAACGAAUUUCUUUAAAAACAGAGUGUUAUUUUUAGAUAUACUUGAUGGUUAAGAGCAGAAGGAUGGAACAUCAAACAUUAAUGAAUAAGAGGCCUCUAUUAUAGUAAAUUCAAUUAAAUGCAUAAAAGAAGAAUUCCCUACUCAAACUAUUGGUGUGAUUUGUGCCUACAAAUCGUAAGUGAGAUAUAUUAAAACAUUGCUUAAGUAGAAAUAUUCUGAUGAAAGCCUAUUUGAUCAUUCAACUAUUAGUAUCAAUACAGUAGAUUCAUUUUAAGGUUAAGAGAAAGAUAUUAUAUUAUUUAGUUGUGUUCGUUCGUCAUAAACAGGAGGAAUUGGAUUUCUAAAUGAUGGUAGAAGAAUGAAUGUUGCUUUGACAAGGGCUAAAAAUGCUCUAUUUAUCCUUGGAAAUGCUAUCACUUUAUCAAAAAGUGAUUUAUGGAAAUCAAUGUUAAAGAAUAUUUAAAAAAGGGGGCUAUAUCGAAAUCUCGAGUCCCAACAGUUUUAAUUUCAAUAGAUUUUAAAAGAUGAAUGGAGUGAGUAGAACAAAACACUCUCUCCAAAGCUUAUUGCCAAUCUUAAUUAAUCAUCUUCAGGAAAUCAUGAAAAAUCAACAUACAACAUUUCUGACUUUAAGGUUGAAGUGGCCAAGAAUAGAAAAAUAGAUUCUAAGUAAAAUUAUGAAAUCAAGAAAUAACACAAUCAAAAAGAUAUCAAUGAAAAAGAAAGUUAACAAAAAUAUAAAAUUAUUGUAAAUAACAAAGAGAAGGAUAGAAGUACUUCAGAAUAUUAAAUAUCUAAAUAAAUAAUGAAAAAUCACGAAAGCUGCAAUCAAUAAAAUUAAAUCAUUAAGCAUAAUCAGGAUAAUUAAAAAAACAAUUAUUUUCAAAUACCUAAAGAUACAAAAGGUGAAUAAAAUAAAAAAGAAUAGGCGAAUGCUUAGUUGUAAAGUAAAGAGCAUUCGAGUCAUGAAGACUUUGAUCUGAUUAGAUGCCUACGUGAGGAAGGCUUUUUAUGA